ACCUUUAAAAUACUAUUUUUACUAUUUCCCAGUGGGAGUCCAUCUGCAGUCUCAACAUAUGUUAAGAUUGCCAGUCUGUAUUCUGAUCUUGAAACGUGAAUGUCAGUCUGCAUUCUUGAAGCAUGAUAUGGUACUGUCAUACAGACGUUCAUCUCGAGAUCUGUUUCCUGAGUCACAACCAUUGUUUAGAAAAAUGAUUGCAUGCCUCCCACUUUGUGAGAUACACCCUAUUUACUUUGACAUUUUUUCCAUAAACAAAAUGGGACGGAUGAGUCUUCAGUUUCCACCUCCUGGAGGUAAGCUGUUCGAUGGAAUACAGUGGCAUCUGAGGCAAUAAUAAUGGCACCUUCUCGCCACCCUCUGUUCACAUGUGUGUGAUAAUGCAAUAUUAGAAGCCCUCCUGAUUUAGUCAAUGUCAG
Messenger RNA from Owenia fusiformis, 419 nucleotides. NCBI's taxonomy places the organism in Eukaryota, Metazoa, Annelida, Polychaeta, Sabellida, Oweniidae. The record is from the annotation of a GenBank genome assembly.